AUGGAUGAGCCCGGGGAGGGGCCUGCAGGAGCUCCUCCCCCCACGUUCACCCCCUUCUCCCUCCGCAGCGAGACGGUCGUCUGCGCCACCCGCGCCACGGUGAUGCUGUACGACGAUGCCAACAAGAAGUGGGUGACGGCGGGGAGCGGCCCCCAGGCUGUCAGCUGGGUGCAGAUUUACCACAGCCCGGGCAGCAACACCUUCCGCGUGGUGGGCCGCAAGAUGCAGGCGGACCAGCAGGUGGUCAUUAACUGUGCGAUCGUGAAGGGGAUGAAGUACAACCAGGCCACGCCCAACUUCCACCAGUGGCGCGACGCCCGCCAGGUCUGGGGGCUCAACUUCGGCACCAAGGAGGACGCCAGCCAGUUCGCCAGCGGGAUGCUGCUCGCCCUGGACCGGCUGGAGGCGGGUGAGUGAGCGGCGCCCGGCCCCGCCCCCAUCGCCCCUCCGUCCGGGCCCCCCCAGAACGGCCCCUCCCCAGAUGAGAUAGAGCAACAGAAAAGGUAUGGUCAGGAACAGGAGCGCCGGGUGGCCAGUGCAGGAGCUCCAGCGACCCCUUCGGGGGGAGGCCCCCCGCCGCCCCCGGGACCACCGCCCCCUCCAGGGCCGCCUCCGCCACCUGGCCUGCCCGCCGCUGCUGGGGGGCCGCCCCCUGCGACUGGGGGGCCGCCCCCUGCGACUGGGGGGCCACCGCCCGCCCCUCCUCUGCCUGCUGCGCAGGGCCCUGGGGCGGGAGGCGGGGGGGCCAGCGGCCUGGCAGCUGCCAUCGCCAGCGCAAAACUCAGGAAAAUCGCCAAGCAGGAGGAUGGCGCUGGGCCGGCAGGGGGCAGCCCCGGGACGGCCCCAAAGAACGAGGCCAGCCGUGGCGGGGGGGGCGGGGGCCUGAUGGAGGAGAUGAGCGCCAUGCUGGCCAGACGGCGGAAAGCCACGCUGCCGGGCGAGAAGCCUGGGCCAAAGAAAGAUGACGACGUUUCCAGCGUGAGCGCCCAUUUCUCCCCUCUCUUGGCAGACUCGGUGCGGAGGCCCUGGGAGAAGAACAGCUCCACCCUGCCCAGGAUGAAAUCAGGUGCCCCCAGCAGCACGGAGCCCCCACCCAGCACAGAUGAGUCUGACCUGGAGCGGAUCAAACAGGAGCUGCUGGAGGAGGUGCGCCGGGAGCUGCAGAAACUGAAGGAGGAGAUCAUCGAGGCGUUCGUGCUGGAACUGCGGAAGCGGGGCUCGCCCUAG
Emys orbicularis (European pond turtle) is the source of this 1227-nucleotide messenger RNA. RefSeq names its product vasodilator stimulated phosphoprotein (gene VASP). The record is from RefSeq and is a predicted model, not a curated record. The transcript is spliced from 12 exons. Lineage: Eukaryota; Metazoa; Chordata; Testudines; Emydidae. Gene Ontology annotation, biological process: actin cytoskeleton organization; axon guidance; neural tube closure. Gene Ontology annotation, molecular function: profilin binding; SH3 domain binding.